Peronospora belbahrii is the source of this 1818-nucleotide messenger RNA. Lineage: Eukaryota; Oomycota; Peronosporomycetes; Peronosporales; Peronosporaceae. The record is from the annotation of a GenBank genome assembly.
AUGACUAUUAUUAAUCGAGAUCCUGCGACGUGUGCAGUGCUAAGCGAGUUUCGGACGCAUCAUGUCGCAUUAAAACUGCAAGUAGAGAUGGAAAAGAAGAGAAUCGUUGGUACGGCUACGCUGUCAUGCAAGCGACUGAGUGAAGCUGUAUCAAGUAUGCGCCUGGAUGUGUUCCACUUGGUAAUUCACUCAGUGUACGUCACUUUGCCCAAGAAAAACACAGUUGCUGCUAAAUGGAGUAUCAAACCUUUUACAUCGUUUGGAGAAACGCUAGAGAUUGAGAUUCCAGAGGAAUUGGCGCAAGCGAGUGUGUUUGAACUCAAGAUCUGCUAUGAGACAGAGACGGAGAGCCCCGGCGUAUGCUGGCUUGAAAAGGAGCAAACGGCAGGCAAGCAGUUGCCCUUUAUGUACACUCAAGGCCAAGAAGUGCUGAAUCGCAGCUUUUUUCCGUGUCAGGACUCGCCAUCAGUGCGUGUCACAUACACCGCCUCAGUGAUUGUGCCGAAGGAGCUGGUAUGUGUUAUGAGUGCUAAGAUGUGCAGUGUGGAAGAGUAUGUACACGAAGAAGUAGAUGAGGGAUUCACUACAAUUAAGAAGAAAUUCAUGUUUGAAAUGGAGCAAUCCAUUCCAGUGUACUUGGUGGCAAUGGCAGUGGGGGACUUAGUCGAAGCAAAAGUAGGCCCGCGAUCAAGUAUUUGGACUGAACCGUGUAUGAUUGAAGCUGCUACAAAGGAAUUUGAUCAUGUGUUGGAGGAGUAUCUGACUAUCGGUGAAAAGCUUUUUGGAAAGUAUUUGUGGGAACGCUACGACAUGUUAGUCAUGCCGCCCUCGUUUCCAUAUGGCGGAAUGGAGAACCCGCGUCUUACUUUUGUGUCACCUUGUACAAUAGCUGGCGACAAAUCGCUUGUGUCAAUUGUGGCGCACGAACUGUCUCACUCGUGGUUUGGUAACCUGGUCACAAACGCAACGUGGAGCGACUUCUUCCUCAAUGAAGGCUUCACGAUGUACGCGGAGCGACGCAUUACUGAGAUAUCACACGGCCGGGUAUUGAGCUGCCUCGACGCCAAACUUGGAGAAGCUUUGUUGCGUGAAGAGAUAUCCUCUCUUGGAGAGCAAUCGCCUUUGACGCGGCUGCGCGUACCUCUUGACGAAGGAAUUGAUCCUGGUGACUGUUAUAAUAUGUGUGCCUAUGAAAAGGGUUAUGCGUUUGUUUGUUACCUCCGAUACUUGGUCGGGUCCGAUCAGGUCUUUGAUGAUUUUCUCAGACAGUACUGCGCCGAGUUUCGUUUCCAAUCGAUCCCAGCAGAAAGCUAUCCACCAUUUACGCCUGACUUAUCAGACGCACAAGAAACCAUGCAAAACUGUGAGUUGUUGGCGUUCUGUUGGUCGUCGUCAUCCAUUCCGGUACAGCCAAGUGUGCUCUAUCUGACGGAAGCGGCCAAACAGUGGGAGGCUCGACGGAUUUUUUACUUUUUAGACUGCUUCCUCGAGACAAAGUUCUCGAGUGCCGAAGUGGUGAUUGCCCUCGGCAACACACUUAUGCUAUGGGACUCGCGUAAUACGGAGAUACUAUUCCGAUGGGCGUUGGUCUUGAUCAAGAAUGUUGUCGUUAGCAAGCUGCCAGUUGUUCGACGGUUUCUCGAGAUGCAGGGCAAGCAGAAGUUCCAACUUCCAGUCUACCGCCUGCUCACCUCAAGCCCUAACGACAAAGUGCGCAAAUUUGCUGUCGAUACGUACGAAGCUACGAAGAGCUUGCUGCAUGUUAUGGUUCGUGACCGCAUUAAUUUGUUACUUGAAGCUAUGAUACCAGUCAACUGA